Molecule: messenger RNA, 2019 nt
Organism: Caenorhabditis remanei
Lineage: Eukaryota; Metazoa; Nematoda; Chromadorea; Rhabditida; Rhabditidae
Exons: 10
Coding region: 1-2019 (672 amino acids)
Biological process (GO): protein folding
Cellular component (GO): mitochondrial inner membrane
Molecular function (GO): ATP hydrolysis activity; ATP-dependent protein folding chaperone; ATP binding
Source: RefSeq, a predicted model, not a curated record
AUGUCCAGAAUUCUGUCCACUCGGGUCUGGCGUGCCGCCUCCAGACUCCACUUGGCAAGCUCCGCCCACUUUACUCCAGUUACGACAAGCCACGCCCCACAGAAGAGAUGGAUGGCUUCGGAACCGCAGAGACACGAAUUUCAGGCGGAGACGAAGAAUUUGAUGGAUAUUGUGGCAAAAUCGUUGUAUUCGCAUAGUGAGGUAUUCGUCCGUGAGCUCAUCUCCAAUGCUUCGGAUGCUCUCGAGAAACGGAGAUACGCAGAAUUGAAGGGAGACGUGGCCGAAGGGCCAAGUGAAAUCAGAAUUACGACGGAUAAAGAGAAGCGAAUGAUCACUUUUGAGGAUACUGGAAUCGGAAUGAAUCGAGAUGAUCUCGUCAAGUUUUUGGGCACAAUUGCAAAGAGUGGAUCCAAGGAUUUCAUCGAAAAUAACAAAGAGAACGCGGAAGCGGUGAUCGGUCAAUUCGGAGUUGGUUUCUAUUCUGCGUUCAUGGUCGCCGACUCGGUUGUCGUAACCACUCGAAAAGUGGGUUCCAAAUCAGAAGAGGGUCUCCAAUGGACAUGGAAUGGAGAUAACUCAUAUGAGAUUGCUGAAACCGACGGUCUCCCGACUGGAACUCGAAUCGAGAUUCGUCUGAAAGUCGGCGAUUCUGCCACGUAUUCAGAAGAGGAUCGAAUCAAGGAGGUCAUCAACAAAUACUCGUAUUUCGUUUCGAGUCCGAUUCUGGUCAACGGAGAGAGAGUGAACAAUUUGAAUGCGAUUUGGACGAUGCAGGCGAGAGAAGUCAACAAGGAGAUGCAUGAGACUUUCUUUAAACAACUCGUGAAGACACAAGGAAAGCAAGAGAUGUUCAGCAGACCACAGUAUACUAUUCACUUCCAGACGGACACACCAGUAUCCCUGCGUUCAGUCAUCUACAUUCCACAGUCUCAAUUCAAUCAACUCAAUUUUAUGGCUCAACAGACAAUGUGUGGUCUCUCACUGUAUGCGAGACGAGUUCUCAUCAAACCAGAUGCUCAGGAGUUGAUUCCAAAUUAUCUUCGCUUCGUGAUCGGUGUCGUGGAUUCAGAAGACAUUCCACUGAAUCUCUCGCGUGAAAUGCUCCAGAAUAAUCCAGUUCUCCGAAAACUCCGUAAAAUUAUCACAGAUAAAAUUCUCGGCUCACUCCAAUCGGAAAUGAAGAAGGAUCCAGUGAAAUAUUCGGAAUUCUUCAAGAAUUACUCGAUUUAUUUCAAAGAAGGCGUCGUCACUGAACAGGAUCAGACGAUCAAAGAAGACGUCGCAAAGCUUCUGUUAUUCGAGUCAUCUUCGAAGAAAGCCAACGAAUUGACGAGUCUUGGAGACUAUGUGAAGAGAAUGCAGGAGGGACAGAACCAGAUUUAUUAUAUGUAUGCUAAUAACCGCCAACUCGCCGAAUCAUCUCCCUACUAUGAAGUGAUUAAAUCUCAGAAUAAGGAAGUGUUAUUCUUGUAUGAUCCAGCUGAUGAGGUUGUAUUCCUCGGUUUGGGACAAUUCGCAAUGAAACAAUUAGUCCCAGUGGAGAAAUGGGCACAGGAAGAGGCGGAGAAGAACGGAUCGGAUGAUAAGAAGGAUACAAAAGACUUCCGUGAUAAUGAGAAGAAGGAAUUGCUCGAUUGGAUGAAGGAGACACUCGGAAGUGUUCGUGUCGCUGAAAUUUCAGGCAACCACCGACCAAGUGAGCAUCCAGUCAUGGUGACCGUCCUCGACAUGGGUGCCGCCCGUCACUUCCUCCGUACUGGCGAAAUUAAAGAUAUGGAGCAUUUGGUGUAUUUCAAGCCACAUGUUCACGUGAAUUUGACUCAUCCACUCGUCAAAGCGAUGUAUAAAAUGAGAAAGACCGAUAAGGAAACGGCGGCGAUUUUAGCUGAACAGAUUUACGACAACGCAUUGAUCACUGCUGGUCUCAUUAAGGAUACGAGUCGAAUGGUCGGAAGAUUGAAUAAAUUAUUGACGUCUCUGGCUGGAAAUAAGGGAACUUCCACCAUUUUGACACCAUAA